Molecule: messenger RNA, 3014 nt
Organism: Hippoglossus stenolepis (Pacific halibut)
Lineage: Eukaryota; Metazoa; Chordata; Actinopteri; Pleuronectiformes; Pleuronectidae
Gene: wnt7ba
Product: wingless-type MMTV integration site family, member 7Ba
Exons: 4
Coding region: 269-1330 (353 amino acids)
Biological process (GO): positive regulation of JNK cascade; cell fate commitment; canonical Wnt signaling pathway
Cellular component (GO): extracellular region
Molecular function (GO): frizzled binding; cytokine activity
Source: RefSeq, a predicted model, not a curated record
ACUUCGGCCGGGGGAUGCAGCCUCUCAUCUCCUCACACAUGGACAGCAGAGCUCGGAGCUGCCGCAGCGCGCCACGGCUGCACUAUAGCUGCUGAAGACACCACCCCCUCCACCACCACCAGCGCGCAGGAGCGACGACUGCAAGUCAAACCAACUCCUGGACUUCAGAGAAAAGGAUAUAUUCAUCCUCUUUUUUUCUUUUCUCCAUCCGCGUGUUUUUUUUUUCAAACCGCAAGAGCGCAGCAAAAGCGGUGUUCAAUGCGCAACCAUGCUCAUCAUCUCCUCUCGCAGCGCGCUGCUGUCCGUCUACUACCCACAGAUCUUCCUCAUCCUCACCAGCGGUAGCUACCUGGCACUAUCCUCGGUGGUAGCCCUGGGUGCAAACAUCAUCUGCAACAAGAUACCGGGUUUGGCCCCCCGUCAGAGGGCCCUGUGUCAGACUCGGCCCGACGCAAUCAUCGUCAUUGGCGAGGGCGCCCAGCUGGGAAUCAAUGAGUGCCAGUACCAGUUCCGCUAUGGCCGGUGGAACUGCUCGGCCCUGGGCGAGAGGACCGUCUUUGGACAAGAGCUGAGAGUAGGCAGCAGGGAGGCAGCGUUCACAUACGCCAUCACCGCAGCCGGAGUGGCCCACGCAGUGACGGCAGCCUGUAGCCAAGGCAACCUGAGCCAGUGUGGCUGCGACCGCGAGAAGCAGGGCUACCACGACCAAGAGGAGGGCUGGAAGUGGGGAGGCUGCUCGGCCGACGUUAAGUACGGCGUGGAGUUCUCGCGGCGCUUUGUUGACGCCCGAGAGAUCAAGAAAAACGCCCGGCGGUUGAUGAACCUGCACAACAAUGAGGCGGGGCGAAAGAUCCUGGAGGAGAGGAUGAAGCUCGAGUGCAAGUGUCAUGGCGUUUCCGGUUCUUGCACCACUAAGACCUGCUGGAUCACCCUACCAAAGUUCAGAGAGAUUGGCUACCUGCUGAAGGAGCGCUACAGCGAAGCGGUUCAAGUGGAGCCUGUUCGGGCCUCGCGGCUCCGCCAGCCGUCCUUCCUGCGUCUCAAAGAGGCCCGGGGCUACCAGAAGCCCACAGACACGGACCUGGUCUACCUGGAGCGCUCGCCCAACUACUGCGAGGAGGACACGGCGACGGGGAGCACGGGGACGAGGGGCAGGCUGUGCAACGGCACCUCGACCCACACAGACAGCUGCAAUGUGAUGUGCUGCGGCCGGGGUUACAACACACACCACUACACGCGUGUGUGGCAGUGCAACUGCAAGUUCCACUGGUGCUGCUUCGUCAAGUGCAACACCUGCAGUGAGAAAUCUGAGGUUUUCACCUGCAAGUAGGGAACGAGAGAGACGGACAGUGGCUGAGGAUGGGAAACAGACAAGGGGUCGAAGGUCAGGGGGAUACGACGAAGUGGAAUUUGAAGUGAAGGACUUGGAAGUAUUUAUUCAACAUUUUGCACAUUUUGACAUCCUAUUUGGAAUUCUUCAAAAAAAAAGGAAAGACGCGUGAAAUGGAACAUGAAGUCUGGAGAGCGUGUCCAAAACAUGUGACUGUGACAUGAAGUGAAAACGCGUCGCAGGUGAGGGGAUUCAAUCUCCUCUUUCCCAGAAAAAAGCAGCAUCUUGCAAACAUGUCACUUACAGACAUCGUGCAUGAGUGAGCGAAAAGCAGCAAGGACUGUUGUUGGAUGUGGAGAAGAGCGGAUACACGCUAACUGGAAGCAAAGUGCUCUGAGGAGAUCCGGCUCCUGACGAAUAUUGAAAAGGUGGCGGUGGAAUAUUUUAACUGUACGCUCACACUGUAUUUUGUUUGAACACUGAAAAUAAAACAAGAUUAUUUAUGUCUUAUAAGUCUUAGGAUGGAUAGCAAACUAUUUUUCCUUUCGUUAAUGAUCUUCAGUUGCUGCAGAUCCGUUUUUCAAGCUGCAGCUAAAUCCCUUUUUUCAUUCACUUUAUCAGUGGUCAGAAAGGUACUUUGCUAUGUUUGAAUUAUUUUUCUUUUGCACUCUCAUAGUCACACUUCUUCCUUUUUUUUUCCUGGUGGGCUGGUGCUGUCGAGUGCUGCCCUGGGCCCUCUCUCAUGGACGUAUUCCCACCAGGGGCCAGACCCCCUUUUGUUGCACCAAGAGCCAAAGAGGCAGAAACCACUGACAUGCUAUUUUAAGUAUCCGACUUGUCAGCUUCGGCGUCACUUAAAAUCCUGACUGUUUUCAUUGUUUUGUUUUUUUCGGAGGGGCUCUUGACUUCUGAGAACAGCGUGUAAGCCUCAGUGGAACUCCAUAGAGGUGCAAUCAGGUUCAGAUACAGCCAACGUUCCCAUGAGCAGCGGAGACGUGGAAUUCCACAUGGUGGCCUCUGCUUACACAAGGCCUUCCAGCGCGGUUUAGGCCUGCCUGGGUGGAUGGCAUGUGCCCUAACCACACAGAAGGGGGUACGAGAGGAUCAAAGUCCUCACAGCUAUUUUUGGACGGCACCCUUAAUGUAUUCAGAAAUGUUUAUUUAGGCUUUAUAUAACUUACAAAACAAUUUGAAGAGUAUAUUUUUAUAUGAGGAACGUGGCACUUUAUGUCAUUUAUAGAUGGGAAACAAAGUUGCUAUUUACCAGUGUUUUCUAAUGUCAUUGUAUUCAGAUUUGAGAGUUAUAAAUUAUUGGGAAUUUAUGUCUUUGAUCAAAGUUCCUAAAGUUGUAAAUACUCUGUGUGUUUUAUUACCCGAGUAGCUCCGAUCGUCAAUCUCGACGCGAUGCUUCACAACUCAAAGUAGCUCACAGGCGGUAAAACCAUUGUACAUGAGUAGAUAUGUGGAAGUUGAUGGUAGAUAGUGCAUUGGAAGCGUUAGAUGAUUGUUUCCAGUUGUCUUAAUGGUGCUUUCGGUAACAAGGAGCAGCUCAUUGCUUUCCUAAAAAAAGUGUAGUUAUGACUUGAAAUACAGCUAAUUUAAGUUUAUUGUCCUGUGGCUAAAACAAAGUCUGCAUCACUUACAAAUAUGGACGGUUUGUUUUUUUCUAUUUUUACCAAUAAAA